This is a messenger RNA of Cyprinodon variegatus (sheepshead minnow), 3259 nucleotides long. It is a transcript of the gene lasp1, whose product is annotated as LIM and SH3 protein 1. The transcript is spliced from 7 exons. Gene Ontology annotation, cellular component: focal adhesion. Lineage: Eukaryota; Metazoa; Chordata; Actinopteri; Cyprinodontiformes; Cyprinodontidae. Bases 222 to 929 code for a protein of 235 amino acids. The record is from RefSeq and is a predicted model, not a curated record. Gene Ontology annotation, molecular function: actin filament binding.
UUUCCGUGUCUGGUUAGUGGACUGACUGACAGCCAGCUGUGCGGCUUCAACAACAACCUCCUGAGCUACACACGACUAGAUUCUGGUUUUUGUUUGCCGCUGGUUCUACCUGUCUACAGUAGCUGGUGUUUUAAAGCGAACAAUCGACAGCACGCCGCCACUUUUGGCCCGUUUCAUCGCCGGGUUGUCUGCUAACUAGCUAGAAGAGCGUUUCCUCCAACAUGAAUCCGUUGUGUGGCAGAUGUAAUCAAGUCGUUUACCCCACGGAAAAAGUCAAUUGUCUGGACAAGUACUGGCAUAAAGGAUGCUUCAGCUGCGAGGUCUGCAAAAUGACUCUAAACAUGAAGAAUUACAAAGGCUUCGAGAAGAGACCAUACUGCAAUGCACACUACCCCAAGACAAACUUCACCUGCGUGGCUGAUACUCCAGAGAACCUUCGCCUCAAACAGCAGACCAAGAUGCAGAGUCAGGUUCACUACAAGGAGGACUUUGAGAAGAAUAAAGGCAAAGGUUUCAGCGUGGUUGCAGACACGCCAGAGAUGCAGAGAAUUAAGAAAACGCAGGACCAAAUCAGCAAUAUCAAAUACCAUGAGGACUUUGAGAAGAUGAAGUCUGGAGGAGACGCUCCACAUCAGCCUAGCCACCCCAACCAAGGAUCUUACCAGCAGCCUGCAGCCUCCCAGAACUACCACCACUAUGAGCCUACUCCUGAACCAGUGCGCCCAGCAGCUGCUGCCCCUCCUCCCAGCUCCGGGAAGCGAUACAGAGCAGUGUACGACUACGCCGCUGCUGAUGACGACGAAGUGUCCUUCAUGGACGGAGACGUGAUCGUAGACGUGCAGCAGAUUGAUGAAGGCUGGAUGUACGGCCGCGUGGAGCGCACCGGCCAGCAGGGCAUGCUGCCUGCCAACUAUGUGGAGGCCAUCUGAAUGAUCGGGGGAACGUCCAGUAAAGGAGAGGAGAUAAAGAAAGGGAGGGAAGGAAGGAAAGGAAAAGCCCAGUGCCAUCUCAUCUUAACACCGCUUUCUCUUAAUUUUACUCUGGUUCCUUAACAAUCUGUCCUGUGAUCCUAACCCUCCUCCGCUCUGCACCCCCGCUCUGCUCUCACUGUCCGCCGCCUGUCCUCCUCUCCAUCAGCCUGCUUCAUGUACGUCCGUCUGUGCCGAUGUCUCUGCUUCCUCUUUGUCCAUGAUUCAUUAAGACUUGGCUCUCAUAGAGAGAAUCUCACUAACAGGAAAGUCAGGGGUCAUGUCUGGUCGCACGGCUUCAUCAGAGCUACGUAGCAAUGGCACACAAGAUAUGAAAUGCAUUUACCAGCUGUUAGACCAGCUGCUAAUAUUCUGUAGGGGAGAUAAAGAAAAAAACUGCAGAAAAGGAAAGUUUGUCUUAAAUCUGCAGCUCGAUCUUUGCCAGACUGGAAACGGUGUUUUAUCUCAGUUCAUCAGACAUAGGCUUGAAUAUUUCUUUUCUCUUAUCAUUUUUGACUUGUGUUCUUUCCUUUAGCUCGGAGCUCUGGUGCACCGACCGGCUGCUCAGAAACAAAGAGGUUUAUUACCUUUGUAGAUGGACCUAAAUCUUAAAACUAUGGGGUAUGGUUUGACACUGCUGGGUGUUUGCUGUGAAACUGGAACUUUAGCCUAACUGAAGAGCUCCUCCUACAGGGGGGAUCAGGGACAAGUUGGCGAUCAAUAAGAGUCCAUCUCUAACAUCCACCUCCAUUAGUGUGAUCAAACUGUGCAGAAGUCCUCAUUCCUGUUUUUUUUGCAGCUCAAAUUAUUUAUCUAUUUAGAAGAGGAAACUUUCCCAAUGCUAGGAAAUCUCUAAAGAAAUGGUUUUAUAAAAAGAGGGCGCCAAGCACAACUUUGUAUUGUGAUUCUCUAGGUUUUAACUUUGUUCCACUGUAUGUGUAAAACAUUCCAGUCAUUUGUUUCUAUUUAAUGUGAGAAAAAUCCUUUUGCUGUGUUAAAUGUUCUUUCUCAUACUGUUCUUCAUUUGCCUGUCUUGUUUUUAAAAAUAAAUCAGUGUGUUUAAAUAAAGAUUUGGUUUUGGGACCCAAGAAAACAGAAUUUGUCAAACUGCAGUCAUGAUAUCGGAUCAGAUGUGGGAUUUAUCUGCUUUUAAUUAGAUUUCCAGAUUUAUGCAGCAAACUUUGCUCUCACCGUUGAUCCUGACAAGGUGUUGAUAGGUGUUCGGUUACGUCAUGCCCCCGGCUCUACACACUUCUCCCCCUUUUUUCUCCCAUGAUGCACUGUGAGUGGGGCAUGUAGGGGAGGGGCUCUAACAUGUAGCUUGAUGACGUCCUGUAAAUGUAAAUGAAUCCAUAAGGCCUCUGGAAGGCAGAUAUAUUUUUUUGCAGAUCUGGGGUAGGAAUUUGAUUUGAAAUGUUGGAAAACGUCUUUGAGAUCUUUCAAAUCUAACGUAAACAUGUUGAUUAAAAAAAUGAGCACUGGAUCAGAUAAACGAUCAUCCUCACCUUGUUUUAUAGGUCGUGCGAUUGAACGCUCUGAGCAUCAAGCUGCUAAUCGUCCUCAGCUGGAUUUUUGGAGUGAAGAAAGGGGGAAUGAUUUCAGGCCUUAUGUAAUUGCUCAGUUAUUUUUUCCAGUCGCCUCCCUAUCUCCCCUGAUUAUAUCUAGUCCAGCUUGCUUUAUCCACAGGGUGUGAAUGUCAGUUUAGAUGACUCUGAGGGUUGUUUAAAUGGUGCUCAGGCUGGAUUUGCAAAGUGUGUGAUGAUGUCUUUGGGGCUUGACAGCGAACAGAUGCUUCUCAUCUCCCAGCCUGUGGCGCAGGCCAAGUGGUUUGUCUGACCUGGAUAUUAGUCAGGAGUCGACCUCAUCCCAGACCCUGACUUCACUACUGAUCCGUAUACCAUCCCUGCUCCUCCCAGCUUCCCUCUCGUAUCCUUUCCUUCUUACCUGCUGCAGAGCCUCUCUCCUGUGCUUCUCAUCAAUCAUUCCCCGCUUCCAUCAUACUGGUUAUAUACUGUAGAGUUUGCAGAGUGAAAUCAUUUUAUCCACAAUUCCAGGUUUAGCACUGACCAGUUUUGUGCAUUCCAUAUUAAAAUGUUUUGGUUUUGAUAUAGUUUUGUUAUUUUUUAAAUGAAAAAAAAAAGGAUCAUAUGCAUAUUGUCACACACGUGUAUUGAAAAGUCAGAAUAAAUACUCAGAUUAAGGACCUGAUAUCAUCUCCUGUUGCCCUGUUACAGCACUUCAAAUUGUACUUAUGAUUCUGCAGAUUCAAUAAAAUGUCAUUUUUUUUCUCA